AGUAUCCGGCGCAGCGGCAAUUCACGCGAUGUCCGAUCCCCGGCGACUUCCUCACCCCAGGCCUCCCCCGAGUCCACGCCCCCAUAGAGCGCACGCCCUCGCCGCGCCCACGCCGCGCCCCAUAGAACGCAACGCACGCCCUCGCCACGCCGCGCCGCGCCGCGAGCCCCGCCCCGCUCCGCCCCACCGCGCCGCAACGAUGUCAUCCAGGCGCCCGUCCGCAUCCGCCAUGGACGCCGACGCGCCCCCCUCCCCUCCCAGAUCGAAGAAGCGCCCGUCCCGCAGGAGCGACAGCGACUGGAGCCCAAACCCUAGCCCCCGCGGCUCCCCGACCGAGCACAAGCGCAGGCGCCGCACGUCCGCGGAGUCCGCCGCGCUCGCGCUCACCGCGGUGGCCGCGCGCGCGUCCGCGGCCGGCUCCGACGCGGGCCGCGGCGGCGCCCGGAGGAGCCAACGCCCGCGCCGGCGCACGGCACGCGCUGACGGGGGCGACGGGGCCAUCCAGAUGCUCGGGGCCGCGGCCGCCCGCGUCGGCGUCCAGAAGCACAAGUGGAGCGACGCCGACGAGUUCACGCUCCUCGCCGCCGCCGUCGCCUUCCGCGAGCGCAACGGCCAUGCCCCGCGCCUCCCGGACAUGGCCGAGCUGUUCGACUCCAUCUGCGACUCCAUCUCCCCGCACAUCGACCAGUUCAUGGUGUACUACAAGAUGAAGCGGUUGAAGAGCAAGUUCCAGCACUCUGAUGGCCCGCGCGACCGUCGCCUGCGCAACAUGUGCUCCGUCCUGUGGGGCGUCGGCGUCGUUCCCUCUUCCGAGGACGACUCGGACGCCGGCGAGAGAAGUGGUGUACCGGAUGCAGCAGCCAUGAUGCCGGUGGUCGCCGAGGUGCUCGGUGAGUACUGGAAAACCAAUGAGCGAGUCAUGGCGGGGGUGCCCCUUGAGAAGGGCCUGUCACUAUUGGGGAAAAAAGAGGGCAGAUUGCUUGAAACCAAGUGGAGGCAGCAGCUUGAUGAAGAGAUGCAAUCGCAGAUGCGGCAGCAUGAUCUGGCCAAGGAAGUCUGCGGCUUGCUCACUGAUGCCAUCAAGGGCCUCGGCCCUUAGCUCGGAUGGAUUGUGGAAGAACGCACAUUUGCGCACAUAACUAGUUUUCAGAUACUGUGCAUUCUCUGAAACCAUGUUCUGAUGAAUUUGCUGUAACUUAUCUCAAUCCGUCCAAUAAUGCAGUGCUAUUCUAUCC
This is a messenger RNA of Setaria italica (foxtail millet), 1235 nucleotides long. RefSeq names its product translation initiation factor IF-2. Lineage: Eukaryota; Viridiplantae; Streptophyta; Magnoliopsida; Poales; Poaceae. The record is from RefSeq and is a predicted model, not a curated record. Gene Ontology annotation, biological process: regulation of DNA-templated transcription. The transcript has 2 exons. The coding region runs from base 29 to 1099 and encodes 356 amino acids. Gene Ontology annotation, cellular component: nucleus.